Molecule: messenger RNA, 2441 nt
Organism: Parathielavia appendiculata
Lineage: Eukaryota; Fungi; Ascomycota; Sordariomycetes; Sordariales; Chaetomiaceae
Product: Mob1/phocein
Exons: 2
Coding region: 272-2095 (607 amino acids)
Cellular component (GO): cytoplasm
Source: RefSeq, a predicted model, not a curated record
GACCUCAAGCUAGCGCUGCCCGCUUUUGCGUGUGGCAUCGCGGCACGGGGCAGAAGACAAUUCCGGCUUUCUCAUCACCUCAACAGCGGCCAGCAGUUACUUGCUAAGAAGUCGGACGCCCCAGACACUUUGCGCGAACCAGACGCCGCAGCUUGGGUAGGGGUCGACCAACCCGGAAACCCAUCAUCCGGCGCAUCUUGUCGAAACAGAAGUCAGGCACAUUGUUUUAACACAUCCCGCCGCGUUGGCCGCCGCCGCAUCUCAAGACGCUAUGUCGCUGCCGCCUACCUCACCUCGGCUGCCAAGCCCACCCCCUCCGGCCGAGAUCCAGAUUGGACCCAAGUCGCCGCUGAUGGGCCCUGAUGCAGCCCGACAAGCUGCCCAAAUUGAGCAGAGCGCCAUUGACACAAAUGCCAAACGUCGCAUUCACCCGGGCACAAAGUCUGCCGACAUGGCUGCCGGCCCUCCUCUUGUUCCGUUGCACGAGCUCGACUCGGCUUUCCAGCUCCAGGAGCAUCUGGCAGCCUUGCACUACUACCACACGGCGAGCCACACGACCCCCAUCAAUCGCGACACAGCAAAGCUGCUGGCCACCCCGCCCCCCGGCAUCGACAGGACGCUGUGGCUGUACGAGCUCUGCCGCUUCUUGAUCGCGCAGUGUAACAGCCUGAUCGUUGGCUUUCUCUUUGACACGCCCCCAUGCAGCGCCGCCACCUGUCCCGAGAUGCGCGCCGGCGAGUGGCAAUUCCUGUGCGCCGUGCAUGACACGCCCAAGAGCUGCUGCGCCAUCGACUACUGCUGCCACACCCUCGACUGGGCCGCCAACGUUGUGACCAACCCCAAAAUUUUCCCCAGCCGCUUUGUCGUCGAUGCCCACGAUAAGAACACGGCUCAAAAGAAUCUUGUCAACGUGUUCCGUCGCCUGCACCGUAUCUUCGCCCACGCCUGGUUUCAACACCGCGGCGUGUUUUGGUCUCUCGAGAGCCAAAGUGGCGUUUAUGUCUUCUUCAAGACGGUCUGCGACGUGUACGACCUUCUGCCAGCUGAGAAUUACAAGCUGCCGCCCGAAGCAGAAGGCCUCGACAACACCUCCGGCGCGGGUGAUUUAGGUACCAGAGGGACCGACAGGAGACAGCAACCGCAGCAGCAGCACCCGGGUCCCAUCUUAAUCGCGAAGCCGCCCGGCCAACGUGAAGCUGAAGACGGCGACUACUCGGCCAUGAGUAGGACCAACACGAGGAGGCACAUUAAGAGCAGCCCCUCGACAGGGAGCGCAAUUAUGCCUGUGCCCGAGGCAGACGAGGACGAAAGUGGUGACCUGUCCAGCAAGCUGCGCGAUAUGCGCAUUUCGGUUCCGUUGACAGCGGCCAGGGAGGAGGCACCGGAGCUGACCAGCAUUCCGGUGGUGGUGGACCACAGGCCAAUAGCGGCCGGCGAACAGCCUCUACGGCCAUCCAGCGUGAUCCCGCCGCCGGGAACCACAGCGGAUGAGAGCCAGUCAAAACCCGCCUUAGAACCUGAGGCAGCGGACUUCGAACCCGAGGCACCAGCACCCGAGCAUCCCUCUGGCCCCGAGCCGGAACCCCAACCUGAGCCUGAAGUUCCAGCAACGGUAGACGCGGCGCAGUCUUCUGCGCCAGAUGAGACUACCAAGCCGCAGCCCGAAGAGGAAUCAACUCCUGCCGCUGAGGAAGCCGCGCCAGAGACAAAAGAAUCGGAGAAUACCGGGCCCGAAACGAAGGAAGUUCCACCCCCUACGUCAUCUGUUGAUUCAUCAAGCGGGGAGAAAGACUCCGCCACGGCCGCCGCAACGGACGGACAUACCGAGACAGAGACGGGCGCCAAGACGGCGGACACGGCAGAGAAGGUGGAGGAUCCGACGCAAAACCCUAUUGCGGAGGCGGCAGGGCCGAAGUCAUCGGGUUCCGAAUCGGAGACUGCUACGGGGCCGGAAAGCGGGCCUGAAGAAGCAGAGCCGAACGCUGGGGUGCAAGGCACAGAGGAGGAGGAAGUGGUGUCGUCGGCCGAGACAAAGAGCGGGACGGAUCAAGAGAAGGAGACGUCAGAGGAGAAGCAGGAAGGCGAAGCUCAAUAGAGAGGGGAGGGAGGAGGAGUCUAGGGUCUUUGCUGACGAGGGCGCGGGUUAAGAUCAUAGUCUGCUUUGAGGGCUUCUGUACUGUUGUUUGUGUUAUAAAUACCCAGCCAUGUUGUGUACCGGCAUUUCGAUUCUUCUAUAUUGUGUGAGGAACAUUGGCUUCUGUACGUCUGUAUUGAGCAAUUCUUUUUUGUCAGUGCUCUGUUCACCCUCUCGCAGCAUUCUGCCGACUGCAAGCUGUCAUGGAAAGAGGUUGGCUGCAGCGUGUUGUGUUGUCUCUUGCGGGAAUUAGGGGUUGGUAACAGUUGCCGCUGAUAGGGUCGUUGAAUAUAGGUUUAUAUAUAAC